AAAGCAUUGUGAAAGUGAUCAUAGAGAUCGAGAGGACGACAGACAGCAGCUCAUCUGCAUUACCAACACAUUUUUUUCUCAAACAAAGAAAAAACUGAGAGGAUCCAUGAUGAAUGUAACCGAGCUUAUAACCUCACUCACUCCUCAAACAUCAGAAUAUGAGGAAUAUGGUGACUUCUCCACAACGAGUGAUUAUGGUGAUACUGAUGAUGGGUUCUGUCCCAAAUCAAAGGUUCGAGAGUUUCGAAUGUACUACGAGCCUAUGCUCUAUUGGAUGAUUGUGAUUCUGGGAGCCAUUGGUAACACUCUGGUGGUCUGGAUAUACACACACUUCAAAAACCGUCUGAAGGCCAUGACGGAUGUUUAUCUACUGAACCUGGCUUUAGCAGACCUGUUCUUCCUUUGCACUCUUCCCUUCUGGGCUGCUGAUUCCAUCUACGGCUGGGCCUUUGGUUCGGGGCUCUGCAAAGUUGUUUCUGCUGUCUACAAAAUCAACUUCUUCAGCAGCAUGUUUCUGCUCACCUGCAUCAGCGUUGACCGCUAUAUAGUGAUUGUCCAGACUACCAAGGCGCAGAACUCCAAGAGAAGUCGUCUCCUGUACAGUAAGCUCAUCUGUGUGUUAGUCUGGCUGCUGGCAGCCCUGAUGUCCAUUCCAGAGUGUCUAUUCGCUCGAUCCAAAGAAGACGAUGAGAGCAAUACCUUUUGCACCAUGGUCUACUGGAACAAUGAAAAUAAUCGUACUAAAAUACUGGUCCUUGCUCUCCAGAUAUGCAUGGGCUUCUGCAUUCCUCUAGUAGUGAUGAUCUUCUGCUAUACCAACAUCAUCCGCACCUUGCUCAAGACAAGAAACUUCCAGAAGCACAAGGCACUUCGGGUUAUUCUGGCAGUUGUGGCUGUGUUUGUCCUCUCUCAGCUUCCGUACAAUGGCAUGUUGGUAUUUGAAGCCACUCAGGCAGCCAAUAUGACCGUCACAAACUGCACUGAGUCCAUACGCUUUGACAUCGCUGGCCAAGUAAUGAAGAGUAUCGCUUACAUGCACAGCUGCCUAAACCCUUUUCUUUAUGCUUUUGUGGGAGUGCGUUUCCGAAAAGAUGUUAUUCGAAUUUUCCAAAACAUAGGCUGUGUUUCAAACCUCAAAAACUCCAAGCUUGCUGGAAUCCCUCACCGCUCCUCUGUUAUGUCGGACACAGACACCACCAAUGCACUCUCAUUGUAAACAGUGUGAAAACACAGACUCGCUAUGCUAAAGCUUCUGCUUGGCUGCAGGUGUUUUGAAGUUUCAAAACAAAAGAUUGAGGUUCUAUAAGUGAACUUUGUAUGCUUGAAUACUCGCCGACUGGCAGUGAAGUAACCUGCUGACCACAAUGAAAUGGCUGCAAUGUUUAAUAUUGCAUAAUAAGAGUUCUCUCUCUGUUUGACUGAGCCAUUGAUAUGAAUGUCAAAUACUGAUCAAAUCAUGCGUACUGUAUGAACAGUAUGAACAGUGUUGUGGCAGGGAGAGUGUGUGGUUACUGAUUUUCCAACUUAUCUGUAACAAUAUUAUCCAUAUUUUGUUCAGCAUUAAUAUUUUCAGUUUAUCUAAAUGUUGUGUCGCACUCAUUCAUCAUGUACAGCACUGAAUAUUGUCGUUACUAUGUGUUUUUACAAUGUUAUUUUCAUCUUAUUGCUGCAAAUUUUAACUGUGAGUAUUAUAUUUGUGUUUAAAGCCAGUUGUAUACAUUCAGGGUUUUUCUCUUGUGUUUUCACAUCAUUCCAAAUACACAAUGUUUAUAAAUAUUUGCUGCUCAUUUUGUACAUUAAAAAUAAAAUAUAUUAAAUAUAAAAUGUCAA
This is a messenger RNA of Danio rerio (zebrafish), 1830 nucleotides long. It is a transcript of the gene ccr9a, whose product is annotated as chemokine (C-C motif) receptor 9a. The record is from RefSeq and is marked provisional. Gene Ontology annotation, cellular component: membrane; plasma membrane. Gene Ontology annotation, biological process: signal transduction; chemotaxis; chemokine-mediated signaling pathway. NCBI's taxonomy places the organism in Eukaryota, Metazoa, Chordata, Actinopteri, Cypriniformes, Danionidae. Gene Ontology annotation, molecular function: chemokine receptor activity; G protein-coupled receptor activity.